AUGCCCGUAAAAGUUUUCAGACGCUUAUCCCAAGUGGGUAUUGGUUUAGCCUUAGGUGGUGGGGUGGUAAACAAUGCCCUUUAUAACGUCGACGGAGGCCAAAGAGCAGUAAUAUUCGACAGAUUCACAGGCAUAAAAAAAGUUGUAGUUGGUGAAGGAACUCAUUUCUUCAUACCCUGGAUCCAGAAACCGAUCAUUUUCGACGUAAAGUCAAAUCCGAAAACAGUCUCCGCAAGAACUGGCAGCAAAGAUCUCCAAACUGUUGAGAUAAGCCUCAGGAUUCUCUUCAGACCUGUUGCGGACGAAUUGCCCAGGAUCUAUACCGUUUUGGGAGAAGAUUACGACCAGAGAAUUCUCCCAUCGAUCACAUCUGAAGUUUUAAAAGCUGUAGUGGCUCAAUUUAAUGCCAGUGAACUUAUCACUUCAAGAGAAAUGGUAUCUUUUAAAGUUAACGAGAGUUUAACUGAAAGAGCUAAGCAAUUUGGACUAAUUUUGGAUGAUAUUGCCAUAACGCACAUAACUUUUGGCAGAGAGUUUCUCAAAGCCGUUGAGUUGAAGCAGAUUGCUCAACUGGAAGCUGAAAAGGCUAGGUUUACGGUGGAGAAGGCUGAACAGAAGAAGAAAGCUGCUAUUAUUUCGGCUGAAGGAGACUCGCAACAGGCCGUCCUCUUGGCUAAAGCUUUCGGGAGUGCCGGUGAAGGAUUAGUGGAGUUGCGAAGGAUCGAAGCUUCUGAAGAUAUUGCUUACCAGCUUUCGAAGUCGCAGAAUGUCACAUAUCUACCUGAUGAGGGUCUUGUAAAUAUUAAGAAUUAG
This is a messenger RNA of Arctia plantaginis, 813 nucleotides long. The record is from the annotation of a GenBank genome assembly. NCBI's taxonomy places the organism in Eukaryota, Metazoa, Arthropoda, Insecta, Lepidoptera, Erebidae.